Molecule: messenger RNA, 2069 nt
Organism: Geodia barretti
Lineage: Eukaryota; Metazoa; Porifera; Demospongiae; Tetractinellida; Geodiidae
Source: the annotation of a GenBank genome assembly
AUGAGCAUCACGAGCGACGAGGUCAACUUUCUGGUCUACCGCUAUCUCCUGGAAUCAGGUUUCCAGCACUCUGCCUUCACCUUUGGUCUGGAGGCCCACGUCCACCAGUCCAGUAUCAAUGGCUCUGCCAUUCCUCCGGGGGCCCUCAUCGCUGUACUGCAGAAAGGACUCCAGUACGUCGAGGCUGAAGUCAGCAUUGCUGAGGACGGUACUGAUCUCAGUGACAAGGACCUGCCACCUCUAUCUCUGGUUGAUGCCGUCACAACCCACCACAAUCUGAGUCACCGAGGUGGGGGCGGGGGGAAGAAAGGCAGUGUAGCAGCUACAACUACUGAAGACAGUGGGACCAAGAAAGUGAAGGAAGAGCCGAUGGAGGUUGACGGGGGGAAGGGGGCGGGGUCUCUUGAUCUUCCGACCAAUCAGGUUACAGUUCUCACGGGGCACAAAUCUGAGGUGUUUACAUGUGCCUGGAGUCCCAGUGCAGACAUUAUCGUCUCUGGGUCUGGAGACUCAACGGCGCGUCUGUGGAGACUGGGAGAAGGGGGCGUGUCUGGCCACACCUCCUCAGUUGUUCUUCCCCACGAGCCGGUGGACUCUUCGUCGCAGCAAGAGAUCAACAGAGAUGUCACCACUGUCCAUUGGAACAAUGACGGGUCCCUCCUGGCAACAGGGGCCUACGACGGUCUGGCUAGAAUAUGGACCAGUGAGGGUGACCUCCGCUCUACCUUAGUCCAACACUCGGGACCCAUCUUUGCUCUCAAGUGGAACCCCAAAGGCUCCUGCAUUGUCACUGGCGGUGUGGACAAGACGGCUGUGGUGUGGGAUGUGCACAGCGGAGAAGUCAAACAACAGUUUUGUCUCCACAAAGCUCCUACUCUGGAUGUGGACUGGCAGAACAACACGUGUUUCGCAUCCUGUUCUUCCGACAAACUCAUCCACGUCUGUAAACUAGGCACAGAGAGGCCCCAACGAACCUUCCAGGGUCACAAGAGUGGGGUUAACACGGUAAAGUGGGACCCUUCGGCGACCCUGUUAGCAUCUUGUUCGGACGAUCACACGGCUAAGAUAUGGAGCAUGAAGAGUGAGACUUGUCUUCAUGACCUCCGAGAGCACAGCGGCGACAUCUACACCCUCCAGUGGAGUCCUACCGGUCCGGGCUCUGGGAACCCCUCCGCCAACCCCAUGCUCGCCACCGCGUCAUUUGACUCAACGGUGCGUCUGUGGGAGGUGGAGAAGGGGGCGUGUCUGCACACCCUACACAAACACAGGGAUCCAGUCUACUCCAUCGCCUUCUCUCCUGACGGGAAACUCAUUGCCAGUGCUUCUGUCGAUAUGUGGCUCUACGUCUGGUCCACUCAGGACGGUGGUCUAGUGAGGCAGUACAAGGGAGCUAGUGGUGUGUUUGAAGUCUGUUGGAGCAAGGCCGGAGAUAAACUAGCUGCCUGCUACUCCAACAACACAGUGUGUGUGUUGGAUCUAAGAUCAAGUCCUUCAAACUGAAUUAUCGUAUGUUACUGAUAGCCGUUCUCUCUUUAUCCAUCUUUGUCUCUUAGCAUGCGCCCCUCCCUUCCCACCCACUCUCUGUUGUCAUCAUGUCUGUACAUAAUACUCCUUCGCAUGUAAUGGAAAACGAAAACUGACUGCAGAUGUUUUAACACACGACAUAAUAUUAUAAUUCGAACAUACGCUUUCAACUAAUGACUCCUAUAAUGGUUUACACACGGUUUCCAUGGGGAUGCGAGUAAAGUGUGUUAACCCCUUUUAGACUGUGUUUGCCACUCGAGUUAACCCCUCGGUCACCAGCAGGUCCACCUGGCACUGCGUCGCCUAGCAACGUGUUAAACAGCUGCAACUCCAAGGGGGUGUGGCUUACAGGGGGACCCCUCUCUAAUGAGCUGUACUGGUAGCUCCGCGGUAGAACGUUGACCUCACUUCUUGGGGGCGGAGUUUUGGAUUUAACCCUUCUGACCACAUGUCUUGGAUUAUUAAGAGGAGUGUCGUUCAAUUGCUCGGUGAUGGAAUGAUAAACAUCAGGAGGAAGAGAAGACAGCUUUGCUUGAGCGAGCUCU